This is a messenger RNA of Dentiscutata erythropus, 1485 nucleotides long. The record is from the annotation of a GenBank genome assembly. Lineage: Eukaryota; Fungi; Glomeromycota; Glomeromycetes; Diversisporales; Gigasporaceae.
AUGAGUUCGCUUAAUAUUAUAUCCAAUGCCUCCAAUCCCUUUACGCCCUUAACUCCGACGCCCAGGUCGUACAUCACAAAGCUCCGUCAUAUGCAUAUUCUUGAUACGUUGGCUUUUGACGCGUUGAAAGCAAGAAUUGCGGUUUUUCAACUACUUCUUUCUCAGAAUAAUCCAAGUGACGAUUCAUUAAGUGCUUUUAAAAAGCAGGCAAAAAAAGCAUGGGAGCAGUUUGAAAGUGCCAAGCACAAUUUGCUGACUAACGAUCUUUUUAUAGAAAUAUCGAAUUUUGAUAUCUUCAUGAAAGAUCUUGUUAGUUCAAUAGUACAUCGUUGCAAUCUUGCAACCUUUUCUCAUAUAAUGUUUCAACAAUUGAUUCCAUCUCUUGAAAGUCUUUAUAUUACAGCGGAUUCAUUUAAAUAUAUUAUACCCGAUAACUGGAAUUUUAUUGAAUGGGAACUAUAUCUGGACCUUAAAACACAAUUAUACAUCCGUGCAUCAAGCGUAUCCAAUGACAAUUAUUUGGAUAAGAUUUUCCCGCUUAAUGCUGAACAACCGUCAAGUCGUCUUACCCAAUAUUUAGAAAGGAGAGAUGCGUUGGCAAAUAAUGAUUCCAUCAUUUUACCUUCAAAAUAUCCUCGCAAAACGUUUAUGAGUAAUAUUUUUGAUUAUAUAUGUAAUCUUUCGGAGAAAUUUGAUCUCCCAAUAAUUGUUUUGGAGACUAAAGAAGCUCUAAGUUCUCAAAUGGAGUACAGCCGCGAAAGUUCACAAAUUACAACGCAGGAUCAAAACAUUGAGAAUGAUUAUGGUACUCCUCUUAUCGAUUCAGAUGGUUUAUUAAGGCCAACUUUCCGGGCAAAUAAGUAUGUUGAAUCAUUUCGUAGAUUCCAUAAAUACUCUGAGCAAGAAUUAAACCAACAAUUAGAACAACUUAAAAAUCGUGCGAAUGAUGAUCACGAAAUUACAGUUCAAUCAGCUGACAUAGAGAUGGAUGAUUUUACGUCAAUGGAUCCAUUAACUGGCUCGUCAUCCAAUGUUAUAAAUAACAAGAACACACCAAAAUCAAAAGCAGUUGUUGAGAUUGUUGAUAGACAAUCGUCGAUAAUUACAGAUCCUGGGUCACCGGAAGUUCUACAAGACGAUGAGGUGGUAAUUGAAUCAGAAAACAGGAAAAAUUCUCCUAAAAAACGAAAAUCAGGGCAGGCACGACAAGGUGGUUGGACUCAAAGAGAACUAAAUUUCCUGAUUAAAGGAAUGGAAAAGUAUGGAACUAGUUGGUCUAAAAUAGAACGAAAAUAUGGAAAUCCUGAAGGUCCGCUAAGCAGACGAACCCAAGUGAACAUGAAAGACAAAGCUCGAUCAGAAUUAGAUCGACGAUUAAGGUGUGGAUUGCCAUCAGGUGUAUUUAGUCUAGUAAAUGCGCACGCUAAAACUUCUUCAAAAAGAGCGAGGAUAACUCCGCAAGAAGAUAAUGAAGAGAAUGAGUAG